Molecule: messenger RNA, 1479 nt
Organism: Caenorhabditis remanei
Lineage: Eukaryota; Metazoa; Nematoda; Chromadorea; Rhabditida; Rhabditidae
Exons: 13
Coding region: 1-1479 (492 amino acids)
Biological process (GO): phospholipase C-activating G protein-coupled receptor signaling pathway; positive regulation of Rho protein signal transduction
Cellular component (GO): membrane
Molecular function (GO): G protein-coupled receptor activity
Source: RefSeq, a predicted model, not a curated record
AUGAGCGAGGCAACACAACAGGAAACUCAACGAGUCGAGUUAAGCUUCAGUUAUACGCUAGAACUAUGGAUGUAUGGUAUUGCGUUCUGUGUCGGACUACCUGCAUUUAUUUUUACAGUGGUUCGGCUGGCAAGAUCACGAUCUUCUCGUCAACAUCUCGUUCUUGCUGCUCGACUGUUCUCUUAUAAAAUCAGUUUAUCUGUUGCUGAUUGCAUCGUCUUAUUCAUCUAUGCGCCGACUCAGUUUGCUUGGAUUCAUUCUUAUUGGUGGUUCGGUGGAGAUAUCGGAUGCAGAUUAUUCAAAUUUAUCUCAACUUUUGGAUUUCAUUUGACUGCCAACAUGCAAGUACUCGUAGCAGCCGAUCGUUUGUUGAUCACUGCGAAAAUGAACCGAGUGACCAGAAAUAUCAAAAAGCGACAAUACAACACAAGGUUAUCAUUAGCGGCGGCUUGGAUUUUGGCUCUUGUUUGUGCUGGGCCGCAAUUGAUGUUGUUCCGCCAGAAAACUACUCCACAAGGAUAUCCGCAAUGCAUCUCUAUUUGGACCGAACACCGUGUUGACUUCUAUGACCGAUUGGAGCUUCUGGAACAGUACAAAUAUAUGCAACAAGAGUUGGCCAGCAAAUCGCCUCUCUAUUUUUAUGAGAACGGAACAUUAAAGUAUGCAAAAGAAGAUUUUCCGUCUGAGCCAGGAUUCACGAUAGAAGAGCUUCACACUAACAACAGAAAUUGGCUUUAUCUGGAAAGACUUUAUAAUGUUUUACAUCUGGCGACUAUUUGUGUGAUGCCUUAUGCGUUAGAGUUGAUAUGUUACACAUUGAUCUUAUACAUUCUGAAAGGAGCAUCGAAGGGAAGAUUUGUCAGUUUAUCGGAUAUAAUCAAGGAUAUAUUCUGUUGCUGUAAGAGUGCUAGACAACGCGAUUCUCCGAUUGAGUCAAACGUUACACAGGAAUCUGACAACCUGAUGGUUCGGGUACCAUCCCGGUCCAAACGGUUUCAGAAUAUAGCCCCGGAAGGUAAAAGCUGCGAUAUGGAACGGAGGAGAGCUGCGUCGGUGGAUGUUCCAAUGAGAAUGAAGAACUCAUCUAGUUUAACUGUGUGUCUUGAUGAAAAUGGCUCAGCGACUGCAGCCACGAGACCCGAAGUGCCGCCGGAACCGGAACCACAGACAAAGCUUCAGGGAUGUUUUCAACGAGUUUGGAAUUUGUUGCUGGAUCUAUUUCACAACGGAUCAGAAGUUCGACGACAAAGUGCUCCUGCAAGUUCUCGGUCCAACACACUUUGGGUCGUUACUGUAGAUACUGCCCGCAGAAAUGCACGGUGGAAGGCGUUCAUUAUGCUCUCACUUAAUCUUGUCUUCUGGGCUCCAUACUGCAUUCUUGCAAUCACGUCUUCAGUAAUCAUUUCGCAAUAUUUGACGAACUUCCAAUUUGUGAAUGCACUAGUCACAUUCAAUGCCGUGUCCAAUAUUAUAUUGUAA